GCCAAAUUCAAACACGCCGCCAUCUUGUUCGGACUUGGAGUGGCAACUUUUUCUUAGGGCCGGGGUUGGGGUUUACGUUUUUUAGGAGUGUGAACGUCAUGGCACCUGGUGUCAAAGACAGUUUACGGGCUGUAACACCAUCACAGUCUAACCAAGUAAGCAAUGAGGGCGAUGUCAUCAAAGUUUUUAUAAGAGUCCGUCCCCCUACUGAGGGGCCCGUACUAAAUGAUGGGGAGCACCCCGGCUUGUGCUUAUCAGUGCUCACUUCCAAUACCCUCCGUCUGCAUUCUAAACCUGAGCCUAAGAUCUUCACAUUUGAUCAUAUUGCAGAUAUGGACACCACUCAGGAGUCGGUGUUCUCGACUGUGGCCAAAAGCAUUGUUGAAUCUUGCAUGAAUGGUUACAAUGGUACCAUCUUUGCAUAUGGACAAACUGGCUCAGGAAAAACAUUUACUAUGAUGGGACCAUCUGAAUCUGAUAAUUUCACUCAUAACCUUAGAGGAGUAAUUCCCAGAAGCUUCGAAUAUCUCUUCUUUUUAAUUGAACGUGAAAAGGAGAAGGCUGGUGCCGGAAAGACUUUCCUUUGUAAGUGCUCAUUCAUUGAAAUUUACAACGAGCAGAUAUUUGAUCUCUUGGAUUCUGCCUCCGCUGGGCUCUUAUUAAGGGAACACAUCAAGAAGGGCGUCUGUGUUGUUGGUGCUGUUGAACAGGUGGUAACAUCUGCUGCUGAAGCCUAUCAGGUACUAUCUGGGGGAUGGCGAAAUAGACGUGUGGCGGCUACAUCAAUGAAUAGAGAGUCUUCCAGGUCUCAUGCCGUCUUCACAAUUACAGUAGAGUCAAUGGAGAAAAACAAGGAUGUUGUGAAUAUUCGGUCCUCCCAGCUCAACCUGGUAGACUUGGCUGGAUCUGAAAGACAAAAAGAUACACAUACAGAAGGUUUGAGAUUGAAGGAAGCAGGUAAUAUCAAUCGAUCAUUGAGCUGCCUGGGUCAAGUGAUUACAGCACUUGUAGAUGUCGGUAAUGGAAAACAGAGACAUGUGUGCUACAGGGACUCCAAACUUACUUUCUUACUUCGGGAUUCUCUUGGUGGUAAUGCCAAAACAGCCAUCAUCGCAAAUGUCCACCCUGGAUCCAAGUGUUUUGGAGAAACUCUCUCAACUCUCAACUUUGCUCAGAGAGCUAAGCUGAUUAAAAACAAGGCCGUGAUAAAUGAAGACAUGCAAGGAAACGUGAGCCAGCUUCAAGCUGAAGUGAAAAAGCUCAAAGAACAGCUCGCUAACCUGGCCGUGGGCACCUGUGCUGUCCCAGAUGAAGAAAAUAUUAAUUACUUGAACUGUUUUCGGGAGGCAAUGUUAUUCUUCAAGAAAUCUGAACAUGAAAAGAAGGCUUUAUUAGAAAAAGUUGCACAGUUGGAAGAUCUCAGUGUCAAGAAGGAAAAAUUCAUUCAGUCCCAUAAAAUGAUCGUUAAAUUUCGGGACGAUCAUAUAAUGCGCUUAGAAAAACUCCAAAAAGAAGCAAGGGGCAGUUUUCUGCCCAAAGAACAGGAUGAGCUGCUCCAUGAAUUAAGGGAAGAGAUACAGACUCUUCGAGAACAGAUCGAGCAGCACCCUCGUAUUGUGAAGUAUGCCAUGGAAAACCACUCCCUCAGGGAGGAGAACAAGCGACUUCGGUCCUUGGAGUCUGUGAAAAGAGUUCAAGAAAUGGAUGUGCAGACCAUUGCGAAAUUAGAGCAAGCUUUCUUAGAGAUUUCUGGCACAGAGAAAAAUGAUAAAGAUCAGCAAGGACACCCUCUGAUGACCUCCUCAGAGUCUAGCUCAUCAGCAUCAGUAGAGAAGCUAAGAGCACAACUUCUACAAACCCAGGGUGAAUUGAGUAAUUCGAAGCAAGAAUAUGAAGAAUUCAAAGAGCUCACCAGGAAGAAGCAGCUGGAACUAGAGUCAGAGCUUCAAUCCCUGCGCAAAGCAAACCGGAGCUUGGAGAGAAUCUUAGAAGCCACCAAAGUGUCCAAGCGCCAGGAAGUAUCUCAGCUGAAUAAGAUGCAUGCAGAGACGCUGAAGAUCAUUACUACUCCAACUAAGGCUUAUCAGCUUCGUUCUCGAUUAGUACCUCGACUAAGCCCUGAAAUCCUGAACUUCAACUCCACGGACACUCAGCACAAAAAUGACUUGGAUGCCAAUAUAUCCAAUGAGCCAGUUCCUCCAGAGAUGAAUGAGCAAGCCUGUGCAGCCAUUUCUGAGGAACUCAAAGCAGUGCAGGAACAGUUGAAUGUUCUUCAUACAAAGCUGGAUGAAGAAGAAAGUAAAAACAUGAAGCUUCAACAGCAUAUUGACAAAUUAGAGCAUCAUUCCACACAAACACAGGAGCUCUUCUCUUCAGAAAGAACUGAUUGGCAUAAACAGCAGCAAGAGUAUCUCGAACAAUUGAGUUCCCUUGAAAAACAGCUCCAAGAUGCUCACAGCAAGAAUGAGUUCAUGACAAGUGAAAUACGAGACCUGCGUAUAGUCCUUCAGUCUGCAGACAAGGAGCUGUCUUCAGUGAAAUUGGAAUGCAGUUCAUUAAGAGAAAAUCAGGAAAAGGAGCUCAGUCAACUUUCCCAAAAACACAUGGAUGUACAGCUCCAACUAGAUAAUGUCAGACUAGAGCAUGAAAAGGUGCUUGAAACCAAAGCCUGCCUGCAGGACUCCUAUGACAACCUUCAAGAAGUGAUGAAGUUUGAGACCGAUCAGCUUUCCAAGGAGCUCCAGGACAGCCAAGAAGCAAAUGAGACCCUGCGAGCCGAACUCAGCAAUUUGUUGGAGCUUUUAGAAACAGAAAAGGAACGUAACAAUAAGCUGCUAUCACAGUUGGAAGAAGACAAAGAAAAUAAUUCCAAGAAAUUCUUAGAAGUUCUUGAUUCGGUACAACAGGAGAAACAGACAGAGAUUGCGAAGUGUGAACAACAGACAGCAAAAAUAGAGAAAUUAGAAGAGAGCUUGUCAGCAACUGAGAAGACCAUUGCUUCUCUGGAAAAGGCCAAGGCUGCUGACCAGGAAGUCAUGGCUGAUCUCAUGAAUCAGAUCCAGGACCUGAGAGCAUCUGUUAGUCAGAAAAAUGGGAGCAUAGAUAUGUUAACAAGAGAACUAGAAGACAUUACAUUCAAAUAUAACUCUACCUUGACUGAAAAAGAUGACUGUAAAGCAGAUUUAAAGAAACAAGAAGAACAGAUUAUACAACUGAAACAAGCCCUUAAUUCGAGAAAAUUGUCUGAUGAUAUCGAGAGAGACAUGUUGUGUGAAGAUCUGGCUCAUGCCACUGACCAGCUAAACAAAUUAACAGAAGCCUCUAAAAAGCAUUCUGUGUUGCUUCAGUCUGCCCAGGAAGAGCUAGAAAAGAAAGAAGCCUUCAUUCAGGAACUUCAGGAACAGCUAACUCAGAAAGCUAAAGAAUUGGAACAGAGGAAGAAUGCGUAUAGUUUGAAAAUGAGACACCUAGAGUGUGUGAUGGAUUCUGCCUCUGUAUUCCCACAGAGUCCUAAAACCCCACCUAGUUUUCAAGCAAAUCUGGCAAAGCUCCUAGAAACACAAGAACAAGAAAUAGAAGACCGAAGGGCCUCCACAGUCUCCUUGCAGCAUCUUGUAACAAAAUUGAACGAAGAGAGAGACGUCAAAAACAUUGAAAUCCUUAGGAUGAAGGGACAGUUAUAUGAAUUAGAAAACACACGCUUAGAAGUACAGCAGUUAACAGAGAGAAAUCAAAGCCUGCAGAGCCAACUUGACAACAUUAAGAAGCAAAAUAAAAACAGUGACUGGAAAUCUCCAGAUAUUCAUCAGCUGAAAAAAGAACAAGAAAAGGAAAUUGCUGAAGAAAGACUCGCUAAGAAUAAAGCAGUUGAAGAAAUGCUGAGAAUAAAAGCAGAAUUAAAAGAAGUCAAAGAUGUCCUUACAGGCAAAGAGACUGACUGGCUUAAAAUGAUGGAAGAAUUAGAACGAACAAGAACUCUGGAAUCAAAAGCCUUCCAGGAAAAGGAAGAAUUGAGAUCCAAGCUGGAAGAAAUUUAUGAAGAAAAAGACAAAAUUUUACAGGAGACAAACAUGCUAAGGAAGCAAGUGGAGUUUCUUGCAGAAGAAAAUGGAAAAUUAGUAGGUCACAAAAAUCCAAACCAGAAGAUUCAGUACCUGGUGAAACUGAAGAAAGACAACGCCAGACUCACUGAAGAAGCUGAAAAAUUACGUGUUGAAAAUGUCUUCUUAAAAGAAAGCAGAAAAUAUGACAUUUGUUGAGAUUCGGGUCAAGUACCCUAAAAGUCAUCGUUAUGGAGAGGAGUCUGUUUCCUUUGUCAUAAAAAAUGAAGUCUUUUUUUCUCUUUUUGUCGUGACUUAUUCAAGAGACAUCGUUGUUAUAGUGGCAGCUCAAAUUAUAAUGGAACAUUUUGUCUCCCUUUAAUUCGCAGCCUUCUGUUGCCAUUCCAUUUCCCACAUCUCAAGGUUGCUGGAAAAUACCUUCCAGCUGCAAGUGCGGAGAUGGGUGCUUGAUUGUUGGGUUGGUUUGUUUUUUGCAUUUUGAACAUAAAGCCCAGCCUGUAACUGUGGUUUACAGGAGGAUUCUGGUGCUACCCAUUCUUGUCGUUUGAACUUGAGGCUCCUGGUAUGCAGCUUGUAGGAGUCACUUCCAAUGUGCCUCAGGAUCACUAAGCUGUAUUUCUUGCCAUUGUUCUUCUCUUUUAUAUAGUAUUUGUCCUAUGAAUGUUCAGAAGCAGCUUCUCUUGUGACUUAUUUUAACAUCAUCUUCUGUUUUUAGAGACUCUGGUGUUGUUGGGCACGUUUGCCAUGAGGAUAGAAUGAUACGAGUUUUAAUACUCUGUCAUCUGUUGAGCAGAAAAUACUUGUUCUAGCACUAUGUACUAGCAAAGGUAUAUCUGGUAGAAAUAAUAAAUAAGAUAUUGGAAAUGUUUAUACUUUUCUCAAUUAUCUGGGAAUAAACUCAUUUCAAAGAUUGUAUCUUAAUAACAGCUUAGAGAAUGGGGAAAAAAUGGUAUCCUACCCCAAAAUCCAGAAUUUUGCCUUUUAAAGAAUAAUUUCUCACAUGUGAAUUAGAACCACUUGAUGGAUCCUCUGAUUUAAUGUAGAAAUAAGUUUCCUGAGACAGAAUAACUUUUAUUUCUUCCCUUUGGGCUACGUUGUUCUGUCAUCUUUUCUUUUGAAUAGAAAAUAUCUUUGAUUUUCUGGCUUGGUCCAAUUAUAGGUCUCUUAUUGAGGCUCAUGAUAUUGUUUUCCUCAAACAUUCCUAUACUUCUGUGAUUCGUGUGGUAACUGUGAAAUGUAAUCCGAGAUCUGGAGUGACGGUCGCAUUCAUCCUACCACCUCUUAUCUGGACAGAGCUUUAAAGGGGCAUGGCAAAUUCUAGGUUGGGGCUUAUGGCUCUCCCUCUAGCCUGGAGCAGACCUUUGGAGAUUUUCUAGUUUCACUCCCCUGGGCAGGUAUAUGGGUCUGCAAUGACAUAGACAUUACAAAGCCAAGCAUGAGUGUUCCAAAGAAUCAGUUCCUCUGGAUUUACCCUAUUCGUCCUUAAGCUGUGGUGCUGAAGUCCCAAUGAUCAGGUGUUGGACCUCUUGCCAAGCUCAUCAGGGAAAGACAACACAGACCCCAGACUUAGCUACUGGCCCAAAAGUGGAAAGACAGAAAACCAGGAAAGAGUAUCUACCUUUAGCAGCUGACGAAAAGAACAAUGAAAUACUUCUUUAAGGGAUACCAACAGAUUCCUCAUUUCUGUUUGUUUUACGUCUUUUAGAUGAUGAUUGUUCCAAAAUCUCAGGUUAGAACUGAAAAUAAAGUUUGUAUCAAGGAAUUUUGUAAUGAUUUUGUUGUCAUGCUUCUUACUUCUCAAGCACGUGCAGUUUGCAUGGCUGUGGAUAAUUACAAGAUGGAUGAAAGCUCAAUAUUUAGCAA
Dromiciops gliroides (monito del monte) is the source of this 5924-nucleotide messenger RNA. RefSeq names its product kinesin family member 15 (gene KIF15). Gene Ontology annotation, molecular function: microtubule motor activity; microtubule binding; ATP binding. The transcript has 35 exons. Gene Ontology annotation, biological process: microtubule-based movement. The record is from RefSeq and is a predicted model, not a curated record. The coding region runs from base 99 to 4259 and encodes 1386 amino acids. NCBI's taxonomy places the organism in Eukaryota, Metazoa, Chordata, Mammalia, Microbiotheria, Microbiotheriidae.